GGAUAUCUCUCGCACCAUCUACACGAAAGGUACAAUUACAAGGUCUUAGGCUUAGAAUGUUCUGAAGAAUACGUAAACUUAGCAUACAAAAAUCAAAACAAAUUCCACCCUUCAUCAAAAGGUCGAGUAAAUUUUUUCCAACACUUCAUAAAUGAAGAUUCGGCUGAUACAAUCACUAAAUUAGCCAAUCAAGAAUUCUCUAACCUUGAAUAUGGAUCAUGCUGUAUAGUGGGACUUCACGCAUGCGCAGAUCUGAGCAUCACAAUAUUGGAUUUGUUUUCAAAAUUGUACUUUGUUAAAAGUAUAGUGAUCAUGCCGUGCUGCUACCACAGGAUAAAAUCGACUGAUGAAGACGAGUCACAAGAACAUUUUGUGAAUUUUCCAUCGAGUAAGGUGUUAUCCUGCCUGUUUUCAGAAUUUGAAGCUUCAAAAUUCAUGAGAAGGCCUUUUUUAAGAUUAGCUUGUCAACUGACCAUUCGAAGUUUUGUUAAAGUGACUGAAGAGGAAAAUGAAAUACUUUCAAGAAGGUUUUUGUUCAGGGCAAUUUUGGAAGAUGUUGCAGUGUCAGAGAACCUCAAAGUGAAGAGAUUGAAACGAAAAUCCCACAAAUCGCAUACAUUAGACCCUGACGAGGACUUCGAAUCCUAUUUGAGCAACCUGAAAACCAGCCACCAAUUAGAGGAUAGCGAUAAAGGAGAGCAGUUGGCGGUUAAUAACGUCACUUUCCUGAGGAAAAUGCGUGAAAAAUGGAAUGAACACAAAGGCAAUUGUUACCUAGUGGAAGUACUAACGGGACUCCAGGCAUCGAUACAAAGCGUAUGUGAGAACGUCGUAUUGCUGGAUAGGGUGGAGUUUUUGAAAGAAAGGGGUAUUCAUUGUCACAUAGAAAAAGUGACUGAUGAUGUCGUAUCCCCGAGAUGUUUCGCCCUGGUAGCUUUUAAACAUUAAUUCAUAUGUUGAGUAGAAGGACGGCAUCAGAAACUCCGGGUAUAUAUGUUCCUCGUGUGAAUAAAAAAUACAUACGAUCGAGAAUGU
This is a messenger RNA of Leptinotarsa decemlineata (Colorado potato beetle), 1035 nucleotides long. RefSeq lists its product as uncharacterized. The record is from RefSeq and is a predicted model, not a curated record. NCBI's taxonomy places the organism in Eukaryota, Metazoa, Arthropoda, Insecta, Coleoptera, Chrysomelidae.